This is a messenger RNA of Pyrenophora tritici-repentis Pt-1C-BFP, 1017 nucleotides long. The record is from RefSeq and is a predicted model, not a curated record. NCBI's taxonomy places the organism in Eukaryota, Fungi, Ascomycota, Dothideomycetes, Pleosporales, Pleosporaceae.
AUGACUUUUACAGUGGUGGUGGGCGCCCGCGUUCCAGGUCGCCUCAUGAAGACGGAAUUUGCAAUCGUCACGGUUGCCGUCGAGGUUCUUGCCACUGUCGACACAAACGGUAAGUUUGACCUGACUCGUCAAGAAGGCGCGGCCGUGGUGGGGCGUCCUAUUGACCAGACUAUACCAACGGCCCUCGUUGAGUCUCAGCCGGUUCAGACCGGGUCGUAUUAUGCAUUGAAGACAGAGAGUCCUACCAAUGAGGGGUUCAAUGGACAUGCGAUGGUGGCCAACGAAACUUCCAACAGCUCCGAAGCUGUAUGUUGUCAAGUCUUUGUAGGCACCCUGCGAGAACUAGUCCUGGUUCCCCAAGAGCAGCACCUAGCAGCAAGUCUGUCUUCGGAAACACCAACGGAACGAUCAUGCAUUACAUCGCAGCUAUCGGUAUUGCGCUUCCGUUGCUCACCAUCGGCGUACGCGUCAGCCACCACAAGAAUUAAGAACGAACCUCCGUUCGCGUUUUUCGACUUCGACGCUGCGUCCAAGACGGCCCCUACGGGGGCUGGCCAUAGGGAACAUGGGACGUGGUUGAUUCCAAGGUUUUUGGUAGUUCGUCUCGGCUCCAAAGCCAUGGGGCGUGGGGGGUGGUGGGCGCCCCUGUGCAAAGACAAAAUUUACAACCGCUACCGCUACCUGGAUUAUGAAGGAACGGAAGAGGCGAGUGGGUCGACCGUUGCCGCAACAGCAGCGAUGAACGUCGCAUAUCUCGCCUCCCAACUCACCGCCUUCAGAUACUGGCGGAGUCUGGCCGGACCAAGACGGGCUCUACACCUGGAACAACUCCAAGAAUUUUCCCUUCGCAUCCGGGUCACGAAGGCGAAAAUCAAGAGCGUUAAAUUGGACUCCGUCCUCCAGCACAUCGAAGAGAUCAAGGACAAGAAGGCCAUUGUGUGGGCCCUCCAUCAUAAAGCUUUCCCAGACUUCCACAAGAAGCUAGCCCUGCAGACGGCGGCUUUUCUUUGGAUAUAA